AUGGACAAAGGGAAAAAGCACUUCACCAAAGAUCUCUCAAAGAACCAAAAAACGCGAUCAAUCCAUUCAGAUGAAAGAGCUCGAGCGUGUACUAGCAAAACGGGAAAAAGAAAAACAAUAGGGGAUGUAUUUCGUCUAGCACUAGUGAAGCGCACACUGAUCAAAGGUGC
Amoebophrya sp. A120 is the source of this 170-nucleotide messenger RNA. The record is from the annotation of a GenBank genome assembly. Lineage: Eukaryota; Dinophyceae; Syndiniales; Amoebophryaceae.